This is a messenger RNA of Rubroshorea leprosula, 984 nucleotides long. Lineage: Eukaryota; Viridiplantae; Streptophyta; Magnoliopsida; Malvales; Dipterocarpaceae. The record is from the annotation of a GenBank genome assembly.
CGUCUCCCUCAUUAUACUCUGAGAGGGUGAAAUGAAAAUGAUAAAAGUUCUGAAGAAGAAGCUCAACUUCUGGUCAAGAAAGAAGAGGAAAAGGAAGUCCCUUGAGCCAUCCUUCAACUAUGACUAUCAUCCUAUUCCUAUUCUUCCACCCUACUGCUCCCAUUAUCAUUGCUGCUCCUCAUCAACACUACUGCCUCAGCCUCAGCCCUCAGCUCCACCAUUGCCCUCAUGGCUUGAGGCAGAUAAGGAGCACACGACCCAGGAGGCCAUCUUUCCAUUGGAGGUGCAACCAUUCCUCGGGCCAUCUUAUUCAAACCAACCUGAUGAACAAAUUGUAUCAGAAACCACUCCCAUCUAUUCAGCAUUUUCCAGUAAUGUUAGCAGCACCACCCACUCCUAUCAGCUGCAAUACACGGUUUCAAAUCCUCCAGUAUAUGGCGUGCCUGUUGCUGUUUUGGAGGAGACAAGGAAAAGAGAGAGAUUUUUCGGUCGUGUUGUUGAAUUAGUUGGCUGUUUCUGCCCAUGUCUUCGCAUUCGAGAAGAAGCUCUGCUCAAAACUAGUUCUCGCCUUAGCUAAAUAAAAUAAAAUACUAUUAGUAGUAAUUUGUUAUUCUUUUUCUUCAAAAACAAGAAUGUUGUUGUAUUACAAAAUUACCAUAGACAAGUGGGGACGUUUCUACUUUUUACAUAUUAGAAUGGAGAUGAUUAUUGGCCCAGCUUCAGAUCCAACCAUCAACCACCUACUUCGGCUAACACUUGAAAAUUAUCAACAUUUCAAAUCUGGCAAUGUCUGCAAUACAGAGUAGGAAGGAAUCAAUUAUUAUUACUUCAAAAUUGUUGUCUAAGGCAUCUUGUGUUCAAUACAUUUGGAGUAGCUCUUUAAGGCAUCCUGAUUCCAGAACAACUUGUCCUCUUCAAUUUCUUCAUCAAGCAACUGAUUCAUCCUAUCGUGUAAUAAGCAUAAAAUAAAAGAUUUGGGUUCAU